Anoplopoma fimbria (sablefish) is the source of this 5131-nucleotide messenger RNA. RefSeq names its product limbin-like. Lineage: Eukaryota; Metazoa; Chordata; Actinopteri; Perciformes; Anoplopomatidae. Gene Ontology annotation, cellular component: plasma membrane protein complex; ciliary membrane. The transcript is spliced from 23 exons. Gene Ontology annotation, biological process: smoothened signaling pathway. The coding region runs from base 235 to 4305 and encodes 1356 amino acids. The record is from RefSeq and is a predicted model, not a curated record.
CGAAGUUGUGUUCAUGGACCUUGUGUUCGUGUUCCUUCUAUUGUUUUAAUGGCGUCCUGAAAUAUCUGGAUAUAAGGAGAAUGCUCUUUGUUGAAGACAACAAUUGAAGUUUUUGAAGAAGAAGAAGAAGCAGUGGGCAUGUUUUCAUGUGUUUUCAUGGAGGAUUUGAACAUCUAGACAUGCAGACAGCUAGCUAGCGGCUCUCCUCAGGGAGAGUGGCACACCAGUUUACGAAUGCUUCAGGUAGACUUUAACGGGAUAUGGUCAUUCAUCUUUACUGUCCAAGUGUCAUGUUUGUUUCCACCCCAUCUGUGGGCAUCAGACUCCAGUGCUGGGCAUCAGCUCUGUUAUAACAGUAACGUUAUAUCUCAGGAUGCACCAUGGUACACCACUCUACCGUCACCUCCUUUCUUGGAGAAACAGGAGAGGCUCUCCAGUAUCCAUUUAACGCAACAUGACCCCGGUGGGAAAUCAGCAGAGCAGACAUUUCUUAGGAUGGAUGGUACAAUGGAAAUCAAUGGGCCCAUGGCGCUGUCUGCAGAGGGCCGACUCUCCUCUUCAGCUGCUGCUGGUCCAUGGGAACACUCUUUUUACACGCCACUUACUUUCAUGUCAAACAUCUUGCACCAACGGAUCCGCAGAAGCACACUUACAAGAUACAACCCGAGCGUCCCUCUGCCUCAGACUCAGAGUGUGGCACCUCCAUCCACAUUUGGGGUCAAAUUUCACAAGUGUGCACAGGUGAAGCUGGACACUGACCCUCCUCAACUGACAUUCUUCCUGCUAAUUCACAACAUGGGCCCAUUGGAUGGCACCAACUUGUCUCAGGUGGCUAUCCGGGACUCCAUUUCUGGAAUAGUACCCCUAAAAUCUGAUGGCAGAGUGGUUGAAAGAGGCUACCAGACUUUUGCCAUUGAUUCACUGUCGGCCGGAUCCCAAGUUGUUGUAAACUAUACUGCUCACAUAAGGAAUCAUAAGAGUGAAGUCCUGGACCUUCCAGCGUUCCUCACCUUCUCUAAUGCCUCACAGAAUGAUGUCAGUAUGUUUGGUCCAUUAACGGCUAAUCUUACCUUGAGGGUCAAUUCCACCGACAGGAUUUAUCCUAACCAUGGGGUCCAUUUUGCUGGAUUUGUUGCUGGGUUCUUUGUGACGCUGAUGCUGCUGUCACUGGGGUUUCUGGCCAUGAACCUGAUAGGUCUCAGAACCCGACUGAACCUUCUACAACAAAGGAGAAACAGAGCUGAUUCAGACCCUGAGUAUGCAGACUGCAACAUGAAUGAGGCCGUAAAAGAUGAGGCCGCAUUUGAGGACAAGAUGGUGGACACCAUGGUGCUGGAGGAUCCCCAGAACAUGUACCAGGCUUUGGAGAACCUUGAAAUGUCCACACUGCUUCAUGCCACCAAUAACCUGGAGGCCACUCGGAUUCAAAUCUACGGGGACGUGAUGUCCUCCCUGCUGGGCGGCCUGCAUUCCCAGGGCCUUGCCAGCGCCCAGGCCCAGCAGAGGCUCCUUAGUGUGCUCCACGGACAGAUGCUGGGCAUGGAGGGUCGGCUGAAGGAGGAGCGAGGGGCCCGCAUGGCUGCUCUGGCUGGCCGCUGUAACCUGGAGACCCGGGAGGAAAUGGAAGCAGAGCACUGCAGAGAAGCUGCUGAGAAGGCCCAGGCCGAGCUGCUGUGUCAACAUGCGGACCAACAGGAGCUCCUCCACUGCAGUGUCCUCCUGGAGAAGCUGCAUAAGCUGAGCCAGAGUCAGCUCCAGCGCAUCCUGUUGGUCCGACAUGAGGAAGCCUCAGGGAAGGUCCAGAGGCAGAUCAUCGAGUGCCGUCGGGUGGAGUUGCACAAGAUUUUCUCUGAAGAACUGGAGGAGGCCACCAGGAUGGGCGAGCUGCAGAAGAGCACAGCCAAGAGUCUUCAGCACGAUUACUUUGCCUGUCAAGAUCAGCUAGAGGAGGUGCUGGAUGUGGUCCUUGCCAACCAGCGCUUUGUUCUCGCUGAACGCCAUGCACAGAGGAAGUUCUUGGUGCACAGCCUUCACAGCCUCAACAGCCUGAUUUCUGACAGCUUCUCCAGCACCUCCAGCAAUCUGGACAGCUGGUUCACUCACAUCAGGAGGGGGAGCAGUGUGCCUUCAGAGCAGAUAGACCAGCUACAGGAGAAGGCCCAGAAAGAGCUGGUGAUGGUGAGGCAGAGACUUGAUGAGGCACUGAGCCAAGAGAGGAGAGCUAUGCGCUGUGGACUUAUUAAGAAGAGGCGGGAGCUCAUCUCUGACUUGCUGCGGGUCCACAAACAGAGACAGAAGGAUCUGUCUGUUCUUUCAAAGGGUCUGGAGGGAAGGAGAGAUGUAUCUCAGCACCUGCACUGUUGGCAGAACUUACUGACAGCUCACAGUUUGGAGCUAGCAGAGCUCAUCAAUAACCUCGAUGAGGAGGCUGCUGCAGACAUCCGCAAGGUGACCAUGCGUGUGAUUCAAGGUGCCAUAACAGAAAUCAAAGCCAUUCAGCCAUCUGCAACUCAGGCCUUGCUAACACUAUUGCCUCCAGGUGCGCAACGCGCACUGCCGCAGGUGGAACCAGAGGCAGGAGCUGGACAAGCCCAGGGACCAGGAGCGGGCGCUGUCCUGCAGGGCCAGGAGAGGCUGCACCAGGAAGGCAAGGCAGCCUUACACACCCUCAGCUGCACCCGGGCUGCUCUAAGGGAGGCCAUGGAGAGAGAGCUGCAGGAGCAGAGGGAGCUCAGGGCGCACUGCAGAGCUUUCUUUAGUUGUCUGUGUUCGUCCCAGCUGACUCUGUCUGAAGAUGAUCGACUCCGGAUGAAACUAGAGUUUCAGAAGUGUCUGUCUGUGAUGGACCGCUGUCUGGUGAUGCCCCACGCCGUCUCCAGAACCAAACUUCACACCGCUCUGGCAGCUUGGAGGAAGGAAAGCGAGCAACAGAUGACUAAUAUGCAAUCCAAGGGGAAAACCAGUGAGGCCAGACAGAAAACAGACACAUCUGACCUGCUACUUUUCCAGAAAAGGCUUGAAGACGGGAUCCAACUCUUUGAGAAGGAGAAGGAGACAGAGAGUGGCGUCAUGAACAAGGUGAUGGAGGAGAUGCGUAGGGAGAGAGAGGAUGAUCUGCGCUCUCAGGGCGACAGCCUGGCCAUGCAGAUGGCCACCAUCCACUACCAGAAGGCUGAGAGGAGGACCAAAGUCUUGGAGACUUCCAGAGCAAUGCUCGCUCUGCACAGCCUGCUCAUUCAGCAGCUCAGAGAGAGAAAGAGCCUGCAGAGACAAGACAUGUCUCAGAGUAUACAGAACUACAGCUUGGGCCUAGAGGAAGCCGAACAACAGCUUCAAAAGGAGAGAAAAGAGCUUGACGGCCCGCAAAGGUCUCGAACCAGAGUCGAGUCUAAUCCAACACAGAGAGAGAACUCUGAGGAGGGUGAGGAGGGAAGUGAAGAGGAGAGACUGUUUCAGCUGCAGCAGGAUUGCAGGAUGACGUUCAUCCUCCAGGAGGCGCUUUACAAGAGUGAUCAGGUCAUCUCACUGUUGGCCGAGAGGUUGCAGGAAAUAACUGGCAACAACCAAGCCAUGGAAGAUUUAAAAGAGCAAAUGGAGCUCAGGAGACUUUACGCAAACUGUGACCAGGAUCUGGAGUUUGCAUCCCGGCUGGUAAAGCAGAGUCAAGUGUCUGCUGAGGUUCUCCUGGAGGCCCUGCGUGUCCUCCUCCCAACUCUGCCUGAAAGCGAACUCCUCUCCAUCACUGACGCCCUCUGCCCCAAACAGCUCCUUGUCUCAGCAUCUGCAGAGCAGGAGCAACCCGGGUGUGCCGGCGAGUUUAACAGACUUCUUCCUGUCAAACUGAGAGAAGACGUGUUGCAUAAAAAUAUGCCAAAUAUGCCGAGCUGCACUGUGGAAAGAGAGAGACUCCAGAAAGUUAGGCAAAGUUUGAUGGAAAAACUGCUCCCCAGAUCCUGUAUCCUGGCUCCAAGAGAUGUUGCACCACUGCUAGUUGGAGAGAAACAAAAGGAGGACAGUUUUAUUAAAGCACAACGGCCUAUCUAUAAAUCUACCGUCACUACAGACGCAGUUACACAGCAGCAAGACGACACUGCAAAAGAAAGGGUUGUGAACACAGUGAAUGAAACAUUACACAGGACAGCGGAGGAAUACAUGAUGCCCUCCUCUGCCAGCACCGGGGAGAGGUUGUUUGUGUUCCGGGAUCCACCUGAAUCAUGUGGCAGUGCGGGCGCUCCUAAAAGAAAAAGGAAAAGAAACUUUCUCAAUCUGAAGAAAGGCUCAGUGGCUCCAACAAACCUACCUUGAGACUUACAAACAUUGUCUUUUGCAAGUUUUUUUUAUUUUAUUUUUUAUGAUGGUACUUACUAUCAUGAUAAUAUCACAAUGCAAAUAUCACAAUCUAAAUGAAACCUAUCAUUUUGCUGUGUAGCAAAACAUUUUCUGUGCCUUUUUAAAUGUAUAUUGCAUGGUGGUCAUACAAAGGGAGUUAACAAACAGUUCAUCAUUUUAAAUUGCGUUGUCUUGAAUAGAUGUCUUUCAAAUGAUGGGAAAAGUCCAUUAAAGUUCAGACUCAGACUUUACUGAAAAUGUUAACAAUUUAAAAAUGUGUUUUGGGGAAGAGAACGGAUUAAAACCCUUCCCUGUAGUAUUGGUGUGUACUGCAUUGGUAUUAUAAUUAUUCACGUUCAAGACUAAAGAUAUAAGACUGAAAGUUACUGUGUGUUUGUUGUUUGAUAUGAGGAUUGUACAGCCGUGGCCAAAAGUUCUGAAUUUCACAAAGUUUGCUGCUUCAGUGUUUUUACAUCUUUUUGUCAGAUGUUACUAUGGUAUACUGAAGUAUAACUACAAGCAUUUCAUAAGUGUCAAAGGCUUUUAUUGACAAUUACAUUAAGUUUAUGCAAAGAGUCAAUAUUUGCAGUGUUGACCCUUCUUUUUCAAGACCUCUGCAAUUCGCCCUGGCAUGCUGUCAGUUAACUUCUGGGCCACAUCCUGACUGAUGGCAGCCCAUUCUUGCAUAAUCAAUGCUUGGAGUUUGUCACAAUUUGUGUGGUUUUUGUUUGUCCACCCGCUUCUUCAGGAUGGACCACAAGUUCUCACUGGGAUUAAGGUCUGGGGAGUUUCCCGGCCAUGG